GUUGAAGGUGUUAUGACAAAACAAGAAAUACACAUGGAUAUCCCGGAAGUUAGCGAAGAAAUACUAAGCGAAGAUCCAUCUGUGCUUCCACAAACUUAUAUCGUUAUCCAACUAAACCCGGAAAUUUCUGCAAAAACACUUCAAUGGAUUAUUGAAAAAAUUAAAGGGCGAAGAAGAAAUGGUGGAGGAGAACUUAUAGUAUUUAGGCAACCAUAUAUUAAAGAGGAACCAAUUUAUCUUCAUGUUUCUGCGUCAAAAAUAAAAUUUUUGGAAUGUGCCGAAGAAAUGGAAUUAGUAAAAAUGGAUAUUCACGGUCAAAUGAGGGAAUUUACCGUUGGCGAAUUAGACGAUUUUCUUUCAGAGGGAAUGCACGUUGACGAUUUACUCACCACGGCUGAAAAACAAACAAUCGUAAGAAACGAAUUGGAAAAUAUUAGGGCUUUACUCGAAGAUCACCACGUCCCCGGUUUCAACAUGGUUACUCUCUAUGAAGGACAAUCGAUUUUACAAGUUUGUAUGGAAGCCAAUAUAGUAUUAAAAAUGUAUCCAUUACACGAAGCGGAAACUUUAAAGAAACUCGGAAGGAAAUGGUAUUUGUCUGUUUUUAGAAAACAACCAUUUGUGUUUUUCGACACAAAAUCUUGUUUAUCUCAAGAACGGUUCCUCAUACAACUUUGA
Molecule: messenger RNA, 678 nt
Organism: Onthophagus taurus
Lineage: Eukaryota; Metazoa; Arthropoda; Insecta; Coleoptera; Scarabaeidae
Source: RefSeq, a predicted model, not a curated record